UUUACAACUAAAGAAAACGCACCUUAAUUUAACUACUGUGGCUACCAGCUGAAGAAAAGAAAAGAAAAAAAAAAAGAAUGCUUUCCUCUGACUAAAUUUGAAUUCAUGGACUUUUCCUUGGACUAACUGUCAAAUCACACGGUUAUAAACUCACUCAUUCCGUACGAAAUAAUAGUUCCCCACUAUCUUUCCCUUUCAAAAUUCAAUGUCAAACGUUGAAACUCCACCACAUUUUAAAUCCGCAUGCAGAUGAAUAAAUAUAAAAUUAAUUAACCAACAAAUACUUCCAAAUCCUUUCACCUAUAAAUUACUAACCACAAAACACAAAUAAACAACACCUUCUCUUCAUCAAAACUCUAGCUAGCCUAGCCCCAUCACCUAAAAAGAAUAAAAUCACACACACACACAUCCACACAAGAAAAGAAAAGAAAAGAAAGCAUGCAACGCUCAAUAGCCAUGAACUUAGUGAACAAGAACCAAGUUAGAGCGAGAAUUGUGAGAGCGGGGUCGGCGUCGGCGUACGACGUGUUCAUCAACCACAGGGGGACGGACACGAAGCGGACGGUGGCGACGCUGUUGUACGACCAUCUUUUCCGGCAACGGAUCAGGCCGUUUUUGGACAACAAGAGCAUGAAGGCGGGCGACAAGCUGUUCGACAAAAUUGAUAAUGCGGUGGGCGGGUGCAAGAUCGGCGUGGCCGUCUUCUCGCCGCGCUACUGCGACUCCUACUUCUGCCUGCAUGAGCUGGCGCUCAUGAUGUCCCUCAAGAAGAAGGUCAUCCCCAUCUUCUGCGACGUCAAGCCGUCGCAGCUCAGCAUCGUCGACGACGGCACCAUGUCGCCGGAGGAUGUCAGGAGGUUCGCCUUGGCGUUGGAAGAGGCCAAGUACACCGUCGGCCUCGAGUUCGACUCCUAUAAAGGUAACUGGUCGGACGUGGUGAAAAAUGCAGCAAACAUUGUGAUAGACAGCCUGGCAGAAAUUGAAGACGAUGAGCGCCUCAUUCACAAUAACAAUUUCUCCUUUUACAAAACUCCACCUUUUGCUGCUCCAAAAUCUGCAUAACCUCACCAAUUCAGAAAUUCCUUUUAUUUGUUGAUUGGAUAGCAUUUAAGUUAUUUCAUUCUUUAAUUUCAAAAUAACGGAUUAACUAUGAUCCUCUAGUUUAAUUUAUUUAUUUAUUUAUUUUAAUGUUAACUAUGACAUUUCCUAUACCCAUUUUAUAUCUCAACCUUUAAAAUUUAUCAAAUGUAUCUCAAUCUUUUUAAUUUAUAUCAAUUUAUCAACGGAUCUGACGGUGCUGAAAUGAUGAUGUGGCGCGCCCGGGGAUGGCGUUUUAUUUCACAAAACAUAUCGAUUCAAUCGCUGAAGAAGAGUUCUGUUGGAAAAAUUAAUAUAAAUUGGAAAUGUUGGCAUAGAUUUGAUAAGUUUUAAAGAUUUAGAUAUAAUCGAUAAUAAAAUGGGUAAAGGUUGAGAUGAAUUCACACUUAACCGUUUAUACUUUACCUCACAAGUGCAAGUUAUUUCAUUCCUUUUAAUGUCCGCAUUUUCAUUUAUGUGUA
This is a messenger RNA of Salvia miltiorrhiza (redroot sage), 1559 nucleotides long. Its product is annotated as probable 2' cyclic ADP-D-ribose synthase BdTIR. The coding region runs from base 439 to 1062 and encodes 207 amino acids. Gene Ontology annotation, biological process: signal transduction. NCBI's taxonomy places the organism in Eukaryota, Viridiplantae, Streptophyta, Magnoliopsida, Lamiales, Lamiaceae. The record is from RefSeq and is a predicted model, not a curated record. The transcript has 2 exons.